AUGGCUCGCUUUUGGGCCGUCUUGUUCCUGGCUUCUGUAGCCUUUGGUUUCAGAGAUGAUUCCAGCGAAUAUCUUCAGGAUUUCAGCGAAGAAAGCUACGAGCAAGUCGCUAAAGUGCACGGCAGAUUUUUGAAGGAAGUAAGUUGCAUUUUUAUGUUAAAAUAGCUAGCUUUGCGAUUUUAGGUAACAUAUAAAAUUGAAUAAAAAGUAGCUUUAUAAUAAUAUUAUUGUUGUUGAGGCUGUUCCUAAUGCUAAAAAUUUCAGAAAUCCAGAUUACAAGAUUCUGGUGAAGGUUUUGACACUUACUACACUUACAAGUCAGUCUGCUACGUCGAUGGUGUACCAACGGUAGUCAACAGCUUUGACUGUCGUAACCAAGUGGCUUCUGGUCGCUACCAAAACUCAAUCAAUGCCUCAGGCUGGUCUUACCUUGAAAUAGAAACCUUCAACUCUGCCGACGCUGAUCUUCAAGCUUAUUCAGCCGGAGUUUUGGAAGGUAUUUUGGGCAAAGAUGUUUUGGAAUACACUCUCCAGAACACCAUGUACACGUACUGUGACGGAUUCAGUCAAUACUGUAAGAGAUUGAACGCUUACUUGAACGAGAACUUGGCUUAUAUCAAGGAGAAGGUAGAGUUAGCACCUAAAGAUGAUGUAUAUUGGCAAGGAGUCAAGAGGGUAAUGUUGCAAUUGAGUGGAGUUUGGGAUGGAUUCAAGGGACACAAUUUCGAGCCUAGAAUUAACUAUGAAAUCACUCCUGUUUAGUAGGUUUUGUUUUCAUAUCAUCGUAAUUGUGCAUUUUUAUUUACAUGACACUUUUAUUUGAUAAUUAUUUUGAUAAAUUAGAUACUAUAAAUAAGUUUUUCUUUACUUUAGCUUGAUCAACAUCAAUGGGGAAUUGUACGAUCUGGAGAAGAAGUUCAACAAAACCAAGGAUCCUCUGAAUGCUAUGGAGGGUGAAAAGUGCUCUGGAUUGGUUAAGGUUACUCCAAACAACGAGGACAUUCUCAUCUCCCAAGUUACCAUGAGUGGAUUCCAAAACUUGCUUCGAGUUUUGAAGAUGUACAAGUUCGGUUAUGGUAAGUUAGUUGAGGAAUAUCUUGUCAAUUAACCAAUUAAAGCUACUAUAAUUUAAUACAUAAAAAGAGUAUUAUUUCAAAACGAAAAUUUUACAGUAUAUGUAAAUACUCAUCAAUUUUAACUCAUAAGCAUGAUUUAGAACGUUACAACUAUCCUGGACAUACCACAACUUUCUCGAGUUACCCUGGUAUGUUGUACUCUUCUGAUGACUUCGCCCUUACUAGCGCUGGUUUGGUAAGUACUUUACUGUAAUUAUAUAAGCUUCCAGACUUUUAUAAAAGCUAAGAUCUAAAAUUAUUCUAAAAAUACUUUAGGCAGUAAUCGAAACCACCGUAAGUAUCUUCAACACCAAGGUAUUGGACGCCGUGAAACCUAAAGAUCAGCUUCACACCUGGAUCAGAGCAAUUGUAGCUAAUCAGAUGGCUAGAACUGGUCGUGAAUGGUGUAAGAUCUUUGCUCGUCACAACUCUGGUACCUACAACAACCAGUGGAUCGUACUGGACUACAAACUCUUCACUCCUUAUGCUGAACUGCCCAACUUCGGUCUUCUUUACGUAUUGGAGCAAAUGCCGUGAGUGAUGUUAAACGUCUUUUUUUUCUAUUUUUAUUCUUACCUAAAAAUGCCAUUGAAGUAGAUGAGUAAAAUCAAGUUUUUAUGAUAUUACUGUGGUAAAAACCUAAAAUUUUAAUUUAUAUAACUUUAAAAAACUAUUUAUUUUAGAGGAAACAUUGUCUACGCCGAUGAAACCCAAUACCUAAAGAAGAACACCUACUUUGCAUCUUACAAUCUUCCAUUUUAUGAAUCUACAGCUAAAUUGAGUGGCUUUGACAUUAAAGGCCCAGAAUUCUACUGGUUCAAUUGGACUGACUGUCCACGUGCCAACAUCUUCAGGAGAGAUCACAAUAAAGUAGUUGACCUAGACUCACUUACCACGCUGAUGAGGUACAACGACUAUAAACACGAACCCUUCAGCAAAUGCAACUGUACUCCACCUUACACUGCCGAAGCUGGUACUAUUUUUAUAUUAAGAAAUUAACUAUCCCACGCCAAUGGAUAGCUAUCCAACAUUAGUCUACUUCUUUUACUAUUCCCUAAUUUGUCAUGACUUUCCAUAUCCUUUGCUGCAUUCUUCUACCCUUACUUAUCCUGCCCUUAUAAUAUUCAUGCUUUUAGCCAUCUCAUCUCGUGGUGACUUGAACUUGGCCAAUGGGACAUACCCAAUACCCGGUAUGGGACAUGUUAACCAUGGUGCUUUGGACUACAAAGGCACUAACUACCAACUCUUCAAGCAACUCAGAUUCAGAGCUUGGGGAGGUCCUACUUAUGGAAACGUACCACCUUUCCAAUGGAGCAUCUCUGAUUUGGUAAGUGUCAUAAAUCAGCCAAAAAAACAAAGAAAAUUGUGUUUAUUAACGCAUAUUAACAUAUUUUUUCCAAAAUUUCAUUUUUGUAUCAUAACGGUGCAUUAUAAGUUUAGGUUAUAAGUACACUGUAAAUUGAAAAAUAAUUAAAAAAUUAAAAUAAUUUCCAGGCCAAGACCGUCAAGCACGUCGGCCACCCUGACCUGUGGAAGUUCACUCCAGUCGAACACAAAUGGGAGACCUUUGAUGUUAAGGUAGAGCUCUAG
Bursaphelenchus okinawaensis is the source of this 2705-nucleotide messenger RNA. The record is from the annotation of a GenBank genome assembly. NCBI's taxonomy places the organism in Eukaryota, Metazoa, Nematoda, Chromadorea, Rhabditida, Aphelenchoididae.